AUGGGAAAGUCUAGAUUACGAGGAAGCUCGCCAGUCUACUUGAAUCCAUCCCCUACGGAGCUGUCUCCUCCGCCUUCGAUUUUUGAGGACUGGGACCAAGAAACUGCAAUGGACACUUCGCGCCCGACGAGCCUCGCCAUACCGCGAACAGGCUCGCCAUUCUCUAACCCGCCGUCACUAACAGAUAUUCUUUCCAAUUCGGCCCCACCACCAUGGACGCUUAGCUCUUUCAUGGCAUUUCUGUCCCAAAACCACUGCCUGGAAACCCUGGAAUUCAUCUUAGAUGCUGACCGGUACAGGGAAGCAUAUUAUCAGAUGAUUCAGCGUCAAACACCCAAUGGCCCGUCGCAAAUAUGUUCCCUGUGGCGGAAGGUCAUCGAUGCCUACAUUAUGCCGUGUUCACCCCGAGAGGUGAACCUCCCAUCACAUGUUCGCGACUAUCUACUUGAGCUGCCGUGCUACAAGGCGAGCCCACCUAACCCAUCUGAGCUCGACGAAGCGGUUCAGAUUGUCCGAGAGUUGAUAAACGAUUCUGUCCUCGUACCUUUUCUCGAAUCGGUACUGCCGCCAGUGCUAGAGACGCGCAUGGAGGAAGAGGUUCAUGACGCUAGGCAAGGACGCUCGCGUCUUCGAAUACCUAGGGACGUCUCGACUAGCGAUGAAGCGAGCACAUCACCCAGGGCAUCCUAUCUGCCGAUGUUUAUCAUGGGCAGCCGCAAUAGUGGCGCCGGAAACCGAUCAACAGCUACUUCAAUGGAGACAGUAGAUGUUGAUAUGAUGACCGACGACAGCAGCAGCCCCCACUCGUCUUCUGGGACUGAGCCAAUGACCCCGCCCACUACGCCCCCUACUUCAGAUUUCACGUAUAAUACAUCGCCUAGUACGCUACAACGAGCGAUUUCGGGAAACAGUUGGAAGAAGAUGGGAGCGAAAAGUAGCUCUAUACCACCAAAACAGGAAGCUGCAGAAAUCGAAUAUGUAUCCUGGGAUGAUCCUCACCCCGGCGAACGAUUGCAGAUUCCGCUCGGAGUGCCUGCCGGACGACACAGUUAUCCUCAGACUAUCAGUGGAGAUGCCAAGGGGGGCGUGGCCGUGAAAGCGGGGCACGCGCAUGAAGAAGGGUCGUUUACGACCGGGCGUAGUGAUCGCGGCCGUCGCCGUAACACUAAGCCGAAACAGUUAGAGAUACCCGCCAAAGUGGCAGAGGAGUCGGAAGCAAAGGGCUUUCCGUUUCUAUCCCCGCCGCCAUGUAGCUUUAUUGCACCUAUAUCACCAUUACACUUAUUACCUCUCCCUGAACCUCUUACUCAGUAUGAACCUGAGACCGACACGGAGACGGUAGUCGGCACCGAGACUGGAACUCUCGUCAGCGAUGGGGACAGAUCAACCACUACCAGCCGAACAUGUCUGAGUGACUUCUCUAAUUACCUUGGUAUUUGUCAAGGGAAAGAAGAAGAGGACUCUUCGGUCACUCUCGUUGACCCCGAGUCCUACAUGCGGACGAACUCAGUUAACGACGCAUACGGCUGGGAAGCAGAGCUCGACCGUAAAAUGCGGUGUAGUGUCAGUUCUGAAGCCAUGUGCCCCUAUCGCUGCGAGUACCAGCGGCCUGAUUCUGGAAAGCGUGGACUUCUCCAACGUGUUUGGUCAUCAGGGAGAAGGAUGAAUUUUUAA
Messenger RNA from Annulohypoxylon truncatum, 1674 nucleotides. RefSeq lists its product as uncharacterized. Lineage: Eukaryota; Fungi; Ascomycota; Sordariomycetes; Xylariales; Hypoxylaceae. The coding region runs from base 1 to 1674 and encodes 557 amino acids. The transcript has 2 exons. The record is from RefSeq and is a predicted model, not a curated record.